AUGUCUAUUGCGCCGCGGACGCUAGAGGAGCUUAAUCGUGCCCUGGCUUCUGCCUCGUCUCCGGCUGCCCUGCUUGAAGCUCUCACGGAUUUCGAAGGCCAGAUUUGCCUACGCUUUGGCGACACACAUCUAGCAGCCGAUACGGAGUUUCUAGGAAUUUAUUAUUCUGCAUUUUCUUUUGCGCUGCUAAUUCAGGGAGAAAUAAACGAAGCUCGGAUGCUAGUUAGGAGGACCCCGCGAAGCCUGACGAACGCAGAUGUGACUUUACAAAAUACGUUCAAUCUUGUGCGGGCAGUCUGGAAUAAGCAGCAUACAGCUGUAUACCAAAUUUUAAGAUUAUUGCCAUGGCCGGACAAUCUUAAGCCGUUGGUGGAUGCCUUCUCUACACAUUUCAAUAACGUCACCCGGGAUGACCUUAGCGCUGUCUACGGGGCUAUCAGACCAGAAACGGCUGCUUCAUACUUAGGAUUCCAAGCUUCCCCCGCUGAAAGUGAUACGAUGGAAGGUGUGUCGGGCUCAACAGCACCAGAGCUAAUUGCAUCCUUAGUGGAACAGGGCUGGGAAUACAAUGCAGAUACAAACCUGUUAACCCCAAUCCCAAAAGCGGCCGUUAUGGAUGGCACCGAACUUGAUAAAAUAAAAAUCAGGCAGGUGGCUGGGCUUCUGCAUGCUAUCGGUGAUUGA
This is a messenger RNA of Ophidiomyces ophidiicola, 684 nucleotides long. RefSeq lists its product as uncharacterized. Gene Ontology annotation, biological process: protein deneddylation; COP9 signalosome assembly. The record is from RefSeq and is a predicted model, not a curated record. NCBI's taxonomy places the organism in Eukaryota, Fungi, Ascomycota, Eurotiomycetes, Onygenales, Onygenaceae. Gene Ontology annotation, cellular component: COP9 signalosome. The transcript is spliced from 3 exons. The coding region runs from base 1 to 684 and encodes 227 amino acids.